AUGUCCAACCGUUCCACCAACAUGAACUGUAGUCAGAAUUGCAGCCUCUAUGACAUGGACUAUUUCGAUAGCUACUCUGAUUACCCUGUCAAUAUCUUCCCCAUUCCGAUCUUGACCGGGAUCACCAUUACCUGCAUUCUGUUGGCAUUGAUUGGCAUCAGCGGGAAUGUCAUGACAAUCCUGAUUGUGCUUAAGUUCAAAGACAUGAGGACCACGACUAACUUCUACCUGUCCAGUAUGGCCUUCUCAGAUCUCUUCAUCUUUGUGUGCAUGCCCCUGGACUUGUACAGGAUUUGGCAGUACAGGCCCUGGAACUUUGGCAACUUGCUUUGUAAGCUGUUCCAGUUUGUCAGUGAGAGCUGCACUUACUCCACCAUUCUCAACAUCACAGCCUUGAGCGUGGAGAGAUACUUUGCCAUUUGCUUCCCACUCAAGGCCAAAGUGGUCAUCACCAAGAGCAGAGUCAAAGGUCUCAUCUUUUUCCUCUGGUCAGUGGCCUUUGUUAGUGCGGGGCCCAUCUUUGUUUUGGUUGGCGUUGAGCACAUAAAUGGAACUGAUCCCCUCUUGACAAACGAAUGUAAGGCCACGGAGUACGCGGUCAAGUCCGGCCUCCUGAAUAUCAUGGUUUGGGUGUCCAGCAUCUUCUUCUUCCUGCCCGUCUUCUGCCUUUCGAUACUCUACAGCUUAAUUGGGAGGAAACUGUGGCGACGCAAGAGGGAGAGCGUGAGACCCAGCAUCAGCAGCAGAGAGAAGAACAACAAGCAGACAGUGAAGAUGCUCGCUGUCGUUGUGUUCUCUUUCGUGUUGUGCUGGCUGCCAUUUCACGUCGGCCGCUACCUCUUCACCAAAUCCUCUGAGGUGGACUCCCUUGAGAUGGUCCAGAUCAGCAAAUACUGUAGCCUGGUCUCUUUGAUCCUCUUCUACCUGAGUGCUGCAAUCAAUCCCAUACUUUACAACAUCAUGUCCAAAAAGUAUCGAGUGGCUGCUCUCAAACUGUUCCACGUCAAGAAGGCUCCGAGGAGAACUCCGUCAACAGUGAAGGAUGAGAGCUGCCCAGCCUGGACAGAGACCAGUAUAUGCACUUGA
This is a messenger RNA of Hemiscyllium ocellatum (epaulette shark), 1086 nucleotides long. RefSeq names its product growth hormone secretagogue receptor a (gene ghsra). The transcript is spliced from 2 exons. The record is from RefSeq and is a predicted model, not a curated record. The coding region runs from base 1 to 1086 and encodes 361 amino acids. Gene Ontology annotation, cellular component: plasma membrane. NCBI's taxonomy places the organism in Eukaryota, Metazoa, Chordata, Chondrichthyes, Orectolobiformes, Hemiscylliidae. Gene Ontology annotation, molecular function: growth hormone secretagogue receptor activity. Gene Ontology annotation, biological process: G protein-coupled receptor signaling pathway; hormone-mediated signaling pathway.